AUGAGAUUCCCAAUCAGAAUAAUAAUAGAGUGUAAUACAAGUGAUGCAGUCUGUGGAGGAAAAGCCUUCCCAUGGAGAUGGUUGUUUCCUGCAGUGCUGAACCUGGCCACGAAUGCUCUCAUCACAACCAAUGCUACCUGUGGAGAAAAGGGUCGGGAAAUGUACUGCAAACUUGUUGAACAUGUACCUGGACAGCCUGCAAGGAACCCUCAGUGCCGUAUUUGUGAUCAAAGGAGCAGGGUUCCACAUCAACGACAUCCAAUAACAAAUGCAAUUGAUGGCAAGAACACCUGGUGGCAAAGCCCUAGUAUUCAGAAUGGAAUUGAAUAUCAUUAUGUGACCAUUACAUUGGACCUCCAACAGAUUUUCCAGAUUGCAUAUGUUAUUGUGAAAGCAGCUAACUCACCUCGACCUGGGAAUUGGAUAUUAGAGCGUUCCCUGGACGGUGUAGACUAUCAACCAUGGCAAUAUUAUGCUAUCACAGACAGUGAGUGCCUGACGCGCUACAACAUUCAUCCCCGUCCUGGAACUCCAUCCUAUAUAAAAGAUGAUGAAGUCAUAUGCACGUCUUAUUAUUCCAAAAUCCAUCCUCUGGAGAAUGGAGAGAUUCAUACUUCUCUAAUUAAUGGACGGCCUAGUGCUGAUGAUCCUUCGCGCGUGUUACUAGAAUUCACCUCAGCUCGCUUUAUUCGCCUGAGAUUUCAGAGGAUACGGACCCUAAAUGCUGAUUUAAUGAUGUUUGCACACAAAGAUCCUACUGAAAUUGAUCCCAUUGUUACAAGAAGGUAUUACUAUUCUAUAAAAGAUAUCUCUGUUGGAGGCAUGUGUAUAUGUUCAGGCCAUGCGAAGGCUUGUCCACUGGAUCCAGCAACGAAUAAAUCUGUCUGUCAGUGUGAGCAUAACACAUGCGGAGAGACGUGUGAUCAGUGUUGUCCUGGUUUCCAUCAAAAGCCUUGGCAUGCUGGCACUUUCCUGGUUAAGCAUGAAUGUGAACCAUGUAACUGUCAUGGGAAGACUGAAGAGUGUUACUAUGAUCAGGAUAUCGCAGACAGAAAUCAGAGUUUGAACGUCCAUGGAGAAUACAUUGGGGGUGGAGUGUGUGUGAAUUGUACAGGCCACACUGGGGGCAUCAACUGCGAGACCUGCAUCGAUGGUUACUUCAGACUAAAAGGGGUAUUACCAGAUAGCCCAGAUCCAUGCCAGCCGUGUUCCUGUGAUCCAAAUGGGUCUUUACAUGAUACCUGUGUCAAAGAUGAGAAACAUGCAGAAGGAGAUAUGCUGCCUGGGUUCUGUCACUGCAAGAUUGGAUAUGCAGGAGAGAGCUGCGACAGAUGUGCCUUGGGUUAUAAAGGAUACCCUGAGUGCCUGCCCUGCAACUGCUCAGUGAAAGGCAGUGUGAAUGUUGACCCUUGCAUAGGUCCCUGCAUCUGCAAGGAACAUGUUGAAGGAGAAAACUGUGAUCGUUGCAAACCAGGUUUCUUCAAUCUGCAACAAAAUAAUCCCAAAGGCUGUGAGGAAUGUUUCUGCUCUGGGAAAACAAAAGUCUGUACACACUCCCACCUUACCUACAGAACUGUAGAAGACAUGAAUGGCUGGCAUCUGACUGGCUUACAAGGUCACAUCAAAGUCACCCCCAAGCAAAAGAGAUUUGAUGGGCAUCAGCAGUUUAGCAUCAGUAACAAGGCUGCUCGAAAAGUACUGCCAGAGACUUAUUAUUGGAGUGCACCCAGUUCUUAUUUAGGCAACAAAGUAGCAGCUGCUGGAGGACAUCUGAAAUUUACAGUCUCCUAUGACUUCACAGAGGAAGAAGAGACAGCUCAAUUAAUGGUUCAAUCUGAUGUAAUAAUAGAGGGAGGUGACUUGAGAAUCAGCACUGCAAAAGAGGGGAUUCACCUGCAGCCUUCUGAAGAGCACACUGAAGAAACUGUCCUGAAACCAGAAUCUUUCUCUGUGCAUGGUACUGAUGUUCCAGUCAGCAGGAGGGAAUUCAUGACCAUCCUUGCAAAUGUAAAGAGAAUCCUCCUAAGAGCCACAUACAGCUAUGGGAUGAAUGCCAUCUACAGACUAAAAAGUGUUAGCAUUGAAGCUGCUGACCACGCUUCCUCUGGGAGAAAGGUGGCAUCUGCAGUGGAGUUAUGUGACUGUCCCCCAGGGUAUGAUGGUACCUCGUGUGAGUCUUGCUGGCCUCGACACAGGCGUGUGAAUGGCACAAUUUUUGGUGGAGUCUGUGCACCAUGUACAUGCUUUGGUCAUGCAGAAUUGUGUGAUGACAUCACAGGAGAAUGCCUGGACUGCAAACACAACACAGGUGGUUCAUAUUGUGAUAGAUGUCUUCCUGGCUUUUAUGGUGAUCCUACUAAAGGGACAGCUGAAGACUGUCAGCUGUGUGCUUGUCCCCUGAAUAUACCAUCUAACAACUUCAGCCCAACGUGCCACUUUGACCGCAGUCAUGGAUUAAUAUGCGAUGAAUGCCCAGCUGGAUACGUGGGACCACGUUGUGAAAGGUGUGCAGAAGGCUAUUUUGGACAACCUCUAAUACCGGGAGGAUCUUGCCAGCCAUGCCAGUGUAAUAACAACCUUGACUUCUCCGUUCCUGGCAGCUGUGACAGCUUGUCUGGUGCUUGCCUGAUCUGUAAGCCAGGUACAACAGGCCAGUAUUGUGAGAGGUGUGCUGAUGGAUAUUUUGGCGAUGCUCUUGAUGCAAGGAACUGUCAACCCUGUCACUGUCACAUCAAUGGCUCCUUCUCUGAGAUAUGUGACUCUCGGACAGGCCAGUGUGAGUGUAAAGCCAACGUGGUUGGGCGCCGGUGUGACAUCUGCCAGCCUGGAACAUUUGGCUUACAGUCUGCAAGAGGAUGUGUUCCCUGCAACUGCAACUCUUUUGGUUCCAAGUCCUUUGACUGUGAUGGAGAUGGGCAGUGUUAUUGCCAGCCUGGAGUAACAGGAAAGAAGUGUGACCGCUGUGCUCAUGGAUUUUAUAACUUUGAAGAAGGAGGGUGUACUCCCUGCGACUGUUCACGUUUUGGCAACAACUGUGAUCCCAUCAGUGGUCGCUGUAUCUGCCCUCCCAAUACUGUUGGAGAGAUGUGUGACAAAUGUGCACCAAAUUACUGGGGCCAUGACAUUGUCAGUGGCUGCAAGCCCUGUGACUGCAGCCUCAUUGGAGCCCUGAGUUCUCAGUGUGACUUAAAUACAGGCUGUUGCUUCUGCCGUCCUGAAUUCUCUGGGGAUAAAUGCACUGAGUGCAGGUUGGGUUACUGGAAUUAUCCACAAUGUGUUGCUUGCCAGUGCUUCCUGGCAGGGACUGAUCCACAGAGCUGUGAUGCAGAGUUGGGGAAGUGCUCAUGCACUGAUCAAACUGGCCAAUGCAGCUGCAAGGUUAAUGUGGAAGGUAUCCACUGUGACAGGUGCAAGUCUGGUGCAUUUGGUCUCUCUGCCAGAAACCCACUUGGCUGCAGCAGUUGCUAUUGCUUUGGCCUGACUACACAGUGCAGUGAGGCAAGGGGGCUGGUUCGCACGUGGGUGACCUUGAAGCCAGAGCAAAUGAUUUUACCACUGGUGGAUGAAAAGCUUCAGCGCAGCACUCUUUCAGGGAUUGCAUUCCAACCUCCUGAAAUAGUAGCAAAUAUUGAGCAGGUGAUGCAGGAUCUUCGGUCAGAACCUGUUUACUGGAGACUUCCAGAGCAGUUUGAGGGACGAAAGCUGACUGCUUAUGGAGGGAAACUGAAAUAUGCAAUCUACUUUGAAGCACGAGAAGAGACAGGUUUUACUACUUACUACCCGCAAGUCAUCAUAAGAGGUGGGCCUCCCACUCAUCCAAGAAUUCUUGUCCGGCAUAUGGCUGCCCCUCUGAUUGGGCAACUGACAAGGCAUGAAAUAGAGAUGACAGAGGCAGAUUUCACGUGGAAGCAUUAUGGAGAUGAGCCAAGACCAAGUAGAGCUGUAUCCCGAGAAGAAUUCCUGAAUGUGUUGUAUGAUGUUCAUUACAUUCUUAUUAAGGCUACUCAUGGCAAUAUCAUGAGGCAGAGCAGGAUUUCUGAGAUCUCAAUGGAAGUUGCUGAAGGAGGCACUGUGUCUGGAAUGACCCCUCAGGCCCACUUGAUUGAGAAAUGUGACUGCCCCUUGGGUUAUUCUGGUUUGUCCUGUGAGUCAUGCUCCCCAGGAUUUUAUAGGCUUCCAUCUUCAGCUGCAGGAAGGACACCUGCUCAGCCCUUAGGCACCUGUGUUCCAUGUCAGUGUCAUGGACACAGUACUAUGUGUGACCCUGAAACAUCCAUUUGUCAGAAUUGUCAGCACAACACUGCUGGUCACCACUGUGAGAGAUGUGCCAUGGGAUUUUAUGGCAUUGUCCAAGGCUCUCCAGAUGACUGUCAACCUUGUGCUUGUCCUCUGUCCAUUUCUAGUAACAAUUUCAGCCCCUCUUGUGUUGCGGAAGGACCUGGCGAUUACCGGUGUACUGCGUGCCCACCUGGAUAUGAAGGCCAGUACUGUGAAAGGUGUUCUCCUGGCUACACGGGAAACCCACAGAGUCCAGGAGGCUCCUGCCAGGAAUGUGAGUGUGAUCGCUACGGUUCCCUGCCUGUCCCCUGUGACCCUGUCACUGGACAGUGCACUUGCAAGCCUGGCUUCACAGGGUGGAAAUGUGCUGGCUGUGAGCAUCGGCAUGCGCGUGAUGGCAUGAAGUGCAUUUCUUGUGAUGAUGAAUGCACAGGACUCCUUCUCAAUGACCUCGAUCGGCUAAACCAGAUGAUCCUUAGUGUUAACCUUAGUGGUCCACUGCCUGCUCCAUAUAAAAUGUUGCAUGGGUUUGAGAACAGGACACAGGAAUUAAAGCAUUUGCUUUCACCACAGAGAGCACCAGAGAGACUUCUUCAGCUAGCACAAGAAAAUCUGGAUACCCUGGUGACAGAGAUGGAUGAACUACUGACAAGAGCUACCAAGGUGACAGCAGAUGGUGAGCAAACCAGGCAGGAUGCUGAGAGGACUAAUGACAGAGCGAAAUCUCUCCGACAGUUCGUCAAAGGCAUUCUUCAGGCUGCUGAAGCUGCAAAUGAAGAUGCUCUAAGACUGAAUGAGACACUCAGAUCCCAAGACAGCACCUUGGAGAAGAGUCUUCCAGAACUACAGCGUGAGGCUGACAGAAUGAUCACAGAGAUGAGAAGUAGAGAGAUGAAUAUGCAAGAAAGAAUAGCUCAAGAUGAGUUGAAGAAUUCAGAAGAUCUCUUGGACAAGGUGAAGAAAUUAUUUGGUGAACCCAGUCAGAAAAAUGAAGAUCUGAAAAAUGAGGUCCGGGACAAGCUGGCAAACUACCACACCAAAGUUGAUGAUGCUCGAGCUCUGCUAAGAGAAGCUACAAGCAAAAUUAGGGAAUCUGAUCGUUUAUCUGCAGUCAACCAAAAAAACAUGACCUUGGUAGAGAAAAAGAAGCAAGCUGUAGAAGACGGCAGACAAGCUGUUGAGAAGAGCCUACAGGAAGGGAAUGAUAUCCUUAAUGAAGCCAGCAAACUUGCGAAUGAAAUCAGCUUAGCUAUAGAGUAUGUAGAAGAUGUUGCAGGAAAGAUGCAGCCCAUGUCUGACCAGCUGAAGGAUAAAAUAGAUGACUUGUCACAAGACAUUCGAGAUAGGAUGCUUCCAGAAAAGGUGUUGCAAGCUGAGAACCAUGCAGCCCAGCUGAAUGAAUCAUCUGCAAUACUGGAUGGAAUCCUUGAUGAAGCCAAAAACCUCUCUUUCAAUGCCACACUUGCUUUCAAUGCUUAUACUAACAUCAAGGAUUACACAGAUGAAGCUGAAAAAGUUGCCAAGGAAGCCAAGGCUCUUGCAAAUGAAGCCAUGCAAGCGACAUCUGGUCCUCAAGGAUCAUUGAAGGAUGGCGCCAAGAGCUCUCUUCAGAAAAGCUUCAGGGUCCUUAAUGAAGCCAAGAUGUUAGAAAAUGAUGUCAAAGAAAAGGGGGAUAAUCUGGACAGCAUGCAGAACAGGCUGAAAGAUGCUGAUGAUAAGAAUUCCAUUCUCCUGAGAGCUCUGAACGAAACCUUUGGAAAGCUGUCAGCCAUUCCUAACGAUACAGCUAUAAAGGUACAGGCAGCCAAAGACAAAGCAAGACAGGCCAAUGAUACUGCAAAUGAUGUCCUGGGCCAGAUUAAAGACCUCAACCAGAAUCUCCUGGGCUUGAGAAACAACUACAGUAAACUUGCAGGAGAUGUGGCAAAAACAAACGCUGUUGUGAAGGAUCCUGUCCAGAACAAAAUCAUUGCUGAUGCAGAUUCUAGUAUUAAAACCCUAGAAAAGGAAGCAGAUCGCUUGCUAGAUAAAAUCAAGCCAAUCAAAGAACUUCAGGAUAACAUAGGGAAAAACAUCUCCCAGAUAAAAGAGCUGAUAAACCAAGCUCGGAAGCAAGCCAAUUCGAUCAAAGUGUCUGUGUCCUCUGGAGGCAAUUGUAUUCGCACAUACAGACCAGAAAUUAAGAAGGGAACAUACAACACCAUCGUUGUAAAUGUGAAGACUGCAGUUGCUGAUAAUCUGCUUUUUUACCUUGGAAGUGCCAAGUUUACUGACUUCUUAGCCAUAGAGAUGCGCAAAGGCAAAGUGAACUUCCUGUGGGAUGUGGGAUCUGGUGUUGGACGGGUAGAGUAUCCAGAUCUGACCAUUGAUGAUGGGUUUUGGUACCGGAUUGAAGCCUCUAGGACGGGGAAAAAUGGCACGAUAUCGGUGAGAGCUCUGGAUGGUCCUAAAGCCAGCAUUGUGCCAGCCACCUUCAGCGCUGUCUCUCCACCUGGAUAUACCAUUCUGGAUGUAGAUGCUAAUGCCAUGCUCUUUGUUGGUGGUUUAACUGGAAAAAUAAAGAAGUCAGAUGCUGUAAGAGUCACCACCUUCACUGGCUGCAUGGGUGAAACCUUUCUAGACAGCAAGCCCAUAGGACUGUGGAACUUCAGGGAUAUUGAAGGUGACUGCAAAGGAUGUGCUGUCAGCCCACAGGUGGCAGACGGUGAAGGGACAGUCCAGUUUGAUGGUGAGAGCUACGCCAUGGUGAGCCGCCCAAUCCGUUGGAAUCCCAAUAUUUCCACAGUCAUGUUCAAAUUCAGGACCUUCUCAUCAAAUGCCCUGAUGAUGUAUCUUGCCACUGAUGACUUGAAGGAUUUCAUGAGUGUAGAACUCAGUGGUGGGCGUAUCAAAGUCAGCUACGAUCUGGGUUCAGGUACAGCUUCUGUUGCCAGCAACCAAAAUCAUAAUGAUGGCAAAUGGAAAGCUUUUACCCUGUCAAGAAUUCAAAAACAAGCCAACAUAUCAAUUGUGGAUAUAGACACCAAUGAAGAAGAGACCAUAGCAACAACUUCUACAGGCAGCCACUUUGGGCUCAACUUAAAAGGGCAUGAGAAAAUAUAUUUUGGGGGACUGCCAACCCUGAGAAAUCUAAGUAUGAAAGCAAGGCCUGAAGUGAUCUUGAAGAAAUAUACAGGUUGCCUCAAAGAGAUUGAAAUUUCAAGGACACCUUAUAAUAUAUUGAGUAGUCCUGAUUUUGUUGGUCUGACCAAGGGAUGCACACUAGAGAACAUUUACACUGUUAGCUUCCCCAAGCCAGGUUUUGUGGAACUGCAGCCUGUCUCUUUCGAUGUGGGCACAGAAAUCAACCUCUCCUUCAGCACCAAGAAUGAGUCUGGGAUCAUCUUGUUUGGCACAAGUGGCACAGUUGUUCCCCCCAGGAGAAGGCGCAGAUACACUGGGGGGAAAGCUUCCCCUCUGAGGAGAAAGCGCAGACAGACGGGACAGGCCUACUAUGCGGUUUUCCUGAACAGAGGUCGACUAGAAGUCCACAUCUCCACUGGGAUACGGGAUCCCCACAGAAUCACCAUCAGACCAGAGGCUGGAGAGUUCCAUGAUGGCAGACCACAUUCCAUCCGGAUAGAAAGAGCUAAAGGGAUGUUCACUGUUCAAGUAGAUGAAGACAAAGGCCAGACUCAGAGAUUACCAACAGACCAGCCCAUCUCUGUUAAGAAACUCUUUGUGGGGGGUACUCCUUCUCAGUUUCAGAUUGCACCUCUCAGAAACAUUCCACCAUUUGAGGGCUGUAUAUGGAAUCUUGUCAUUAAUGCUAUCCCCUUGGACUUUGCUCAACCCGUGUCCUUUGAAAAUGCCGAUAUUGGCCGAUGUCCCUCUCGAGAACCAGAGGCUAGGUCACCUGAAGAAGAAGAUAAACCAAUCCACUCAACAGUCCCAAUCCAACCUGAACCAGACACUACUGGGGAGAAAGAAGGGCCAAGGACUCCUCCUACUUUCCCUCCUCCUCCACCACCAUCUCUAUCUUCAACACUUGAUUCGUUUGCCACUGAAAAGAAGAACGCCAGAAUCACUUCUCCAUUUGACUCCAUGACGGAUUCCUGCACUGCUGACACAGAACCAGCCAUUUUGGAAGGUGGCAAGCAAUUUGGUCUUUCAAGGAACAGCCACAUUGCCGUUGCAUUUGAUGACACCAAAGUGAAAAACAGACUUACCAUUGAAUUUGAAGUCCGAACAACAGCUGAUUCUGGCUUGCUGUUUUAUAUGGCCCGCAUCAACCACGCUGACUUCGCUACAGUUCAGAUAAAGAAUGGACUGCCUUACUUCAGCUAUGAUCUGGGGAGUGGAGACACCAACACAGUGAUUUCCAACAAAAUAAAUGAUGGCCAGUGGCACAAGAUAAAAGUAAUUCGAACCAAGCAAGAAGGAAGCCUUAUAGUAGAUGAUGUUUCAAACAAGACUGUAAGCCCCAAGAAAGCCGAUAUACUGGAUGUUGUAGGAAUGCUGUAUGUUGGAGGAUUGCCCAUUAACUACACAACUAGAAGGAUUGGCCCGGUCACCUACAGCAUCAACGGCUGCAUCAGAAAUUUUAAAAUGACAGAAUCACCUGUUGACCUGGAUAAUCCAACUUCCAGUUUCAAUGUUGGAAAAUGCUUUGUCACUGCACAGGAAGGAACAUACUUUGAUGGAACAGGCUUUGCCAAAACAGUUGGUGCAUACAAAGUGGGAACGGACCUGCUUGUGGAAUUUGAAUUCCAUACAACACGAAUGAAUGGUGUUCUCCUUGGAGUCAGCAGCCAGAGAAUGGAUGGGCUUGGCAUCGAAUUAGUAGAUGGAAAAGUAAUGUUUCACGUUGACAAUGGUGCAGGCCGAUUCUCUGCUAUCUAUGAGCCUGAAUCACCAGGCAGCUUGUGUGAUGGACAGUGGCACAAGGUUCUUGCAAACAAGAUCAAACACCGUUUAGAGCUGACUGUGGAUGACAGACAGGUGGAUGGUAGCAGCCCAAACAGAGCCUCAACCUCAGCAGACACCAAUGACCCUGUCUUUAUUGGAGGAUAUCCUGAUGGUGUGAUCCAGUUUGGGCUGACCACUAAUAUCCGUUUUAAAGGAUGUAUUAGAUUUCUGAAGCUCACCAAGGGCACUGCCAAACCUCAAGAGAUUAACUUCAACAAAGCUUUGGAGCUGAAGGGUGUUCAACCGCUCUCAUGCCCUGCAAACUAACAGUCAUUCAACCAAUGUGGGUCUGUUCAUGUAAGCUCCUCAGAUAAAAAGAAGAAAAAUAUAUAUAUAUACAUGUAAUACAUAAUAAAAUCUCUUUAUGC
Molecule: messenger RNA, 9593 nt
Organism: Chaetura pelagica (chimney swift)
Lineage: Eukaryota; Metazoa; Chordata; Aves; Apodiformes; Apodidae
Gene: LAMA2
Product: laminin, alpha 2
Exons: 66
Coding region: 1-9492 (3163 amino acids)
Biological process (GO): regulation of cell adhesion; regulation of embryonic development; axon guidance
Cellular component (GO): basement membrane
Molecular function (GO): extracellular matrix structural constituent; signaling receptor binding
Source: RefSeq, a predicted model, not a curated record